CUGCGCCAUCUUGUCGGUUCUCUCCCCGAUUCAGGUCACUUCAGUUCGGUUCAAAUCGCGGGGAGCAGCACAGUCAGCUCGUGAGGCAUGCAGCGCGACAAGGACGCUCUACGCGAUUUUUGUCCUGGUAUCAUGGCAUUCUUUUCAGGCGCUGCUAAAAACCACGAGGAAAAGAAAAUUCAGCAAGAGGACAGCAGGAGGGCUGGGCGGCCGGCUGGGGUCGAAGUCGAACAGCAGCAAGCGGGUUGAAUGUUGAAUGAACGAGCCAGACAGCCAGCAGGAGGAUCGGGGCUGUCACGUGGCUUCCCUUUCUGCCGUCCGCUUGCAUACAUACACGAUGACAGAAACCAGGAUUGCAGUUUGCAAGGCCCAAGGCGGUUGCCCCACAUGUCCCCUGCGACCAUCUCCUUUGUUAAUACUUGUAUUAGCAUUAUUGUUAAGGGUAAGUACAGCGUUGCUUUUAGUAUCGUUAGCACUCUUAUCUGUACCAUCUACACUGAUCUGCAGCCCUGCAGGAUUAGUUUUUUUAGGGUAGGGCUUGUAUUCAUGUGACGUGGCUGCUACAACGUUGCAUUCAGGACCUUGCUUGUAUUCUGACUUCUGUUACCGGGGGAAAAAGGGAUCACCUAUUCUCAUAUCCACAAUUUUUCAGUGUUGCAAAAAGAAACAAGAGCAGAAAAUGCUGUGACCGCAGAAUGUACUGUAGUGCAGUGGAAGAGAGGGGAUGUUUCCAGUGACGCCAGUAAUGCACCUCACGGGUGGCGUUCACGGCCUCGCGGACAAAAAACCGGCGGCCCCUGUGGUCAUCAAAUCCCAUGGCGCUGGUACUCCUCUCCCAGACUCCCACACCACAUAGGUGCGCUGUGGGCUGUGGCGCGGUGCGCCGGGGGCGUCAGACACCUUCCACCUCAAGCCUCCUCCAAUUCAGCAGCCGCUGGCCGCUGCGCCCUCCCCUGCCUGCGAGCUCAAAAGUCAGAGUCGCACGCAAGAAGCACCCGGGGCUGCCGCCAAACGCUGCAAUUUACCUACCCACAGCCCAAGCAGCAUCCGGUAUCAUAUCACACGCCCAUCCGCUGCCAAGCUUGAGGGGUGCGGGAAGGAUCGGAGAAUGGCUGCGCAGACGGUGCAAUGCAGGGUGAGCGGUGGGGAUGGUGGUGGCGGUGGCGGUGGCAUGAGGACGGUGGAGUGCCUGAGGGGGAGGCUUCUUGCAGAGAGGGUGGCAUCCAAGGCUGCAAAGGAGGAGGCCGACCAACUGUCCAAAAGGCUGGACGAGCUAGAGAAGAAGCUCGCCGACGAGGUCAAGGUGAGGAACAAGGCGGAGAGGAGGCUGAGGAGGGCCAUCAAGAAGCUGGAAUCCCUCAAGAUUCUGGACGUCGAGCUCUCGGACGGCUCCAUUGGGUCGCUCUCCUCCAAUGGCCGCUCCGGUCACCAGGCGCCGGAGGUGGAGGAAAGGAACGGCCCUGGCUCGUUGACCACUGAUGGUUCUGUGCCAUCCGCUCCUUCCGGAGACGCUGACGCCGACACCGACGGGAACAUCGCCAGGGAAUCAUCGGAGGGAUCAUGCACUCAGGUGAAUUCGUCCUCCCAGGACGGGAGCUGGUGCUCCGUUGUGUCAGAGCAAUCCCGGCCUGGUUCUUGCGUGGAUCUUGCUGGAAGCACCACCCACUGCAGCUCAGAGGGGAGUGGUGGUGACAAUGAUUCAGAGAGGCAACAACACCUUGAUGCAUCCAGUGGCUGUGGCUCAGCGAAAUCCGAAGAAGCGUUCUACGAAAGCGACGACAGGCUAGCGCUCGUGCUGGUAGACCCCCACCUCGUUGCAGCAGCAGCAGACGACGGUCCAAGAGCGCAGGACAACGAGACGCGGGCAGGAGAGGUCCGUGCCAGCAGUCACGAGGAAGAAGAGGAGGCCAACAAGCUCGCGAUCGUUCUAGCCGACCCCCAGCCUCAACCGGCCGCGGCCGCCGCCCAAACGGGGCCGCCAAAGCCGCACGGCGACGUGGAGUCCGUCCUCCUGGCGCUGCGGCGGGUGAAGGAGCAGCUGCGCUACACCAUCGAGCAGCGGUCGCAGCUCGUCGUCGCCCACCAGGAACUCUACGGCCACUGAGGCCGGCCACCGGGCGCGCUGCACUACGAAACCUUGUGAUUCGCCCCCUUCUACGGUGUCGAACAUUCACUUGUCUGCCUGCGUGAAUAUUCGUACCGCUGUUUAGGGUGCAUCUCUUCAUUUUCAGCCGCAGUGAUUCUUAUACGUAGCAGUUUAGAGGGGCACCUGUAGAGAACGGAAUAAGACGGCUCAUGUGGAGUCACUAUUUAACUUUAUUUGCUUCUGUUGACUGAUGAGUAUAUCGCAGAGAAUGUGAUACGGUUGUCAGAGGAAAUGACAACGGCAUUUUGCUGGAUCUA
Molecule: messenger RNA, 2403 nt
Organism: Sorghum bicolor (sorghum)
Lineage: Eukaryota; Viridiplantae; Streptophyta; Magnoliopsida; Poales; Poaceae
Exons: 5
Coding region: 1109-2104 (331 amino acids)
Source: RefSeq, a predicted model, not a curated record